Molecule: messenger RNA, 2599 nt
Organism: Ipomoea triloba (trilobed morning glory)
Lineage: Eukaryota; Viridiplantae; Streptophyta; Magnoliopsida; Solanales; Convolvulaceae
Product: YTH domain-containing protein ECT4
Exons: 9
Coding region: 163-2256 (697 amino acids)
Biological process (GO): mRNA destabilization
Cellular component (GO): cytoplasm
Molecular function (GO): mRNA binding
Source: RefSeq, a predicted model, not a curated record
CCCCCUUCUCCUUUCUCUCUCUAAAAACCCCCAAACCCUCGCCCCCCUUGUUUCUCUCUCCUCCUUUGCGCGCCCGCACUUCGUGGCUGCUGCUGAUACACACCUACCGCUGUUCCUCCUCCUCCUCGCUAGGGUUUCCCCAGAGGAUCUAUCGAUCGCGCCAUGGCUGCUGCAGUUGCUCCCACCGCAGAUCAAACUUCAGAACUUCUGCAAUCGUUGUCUUUGGAUACUCAGACCAAAGCAUUGGAAAUUCCUGAGCCAACCAAGAAGGUGUCGGUUGAUUCAACCCAUGCUGCUAAUGGUCAGAUCCAGCCGGCUGAUCGGUCCUUGACUCCCUUGAUACCAGAUUUCAUGGAUCCAACUCUGUGCUAUCUUCCUAAUGGUUAUCCAUACUAUUAUGGAGGAUAUGAUGGGACAGGCAGUGAGUGGGAGGGCUACCCUAGAUAUGUGAAUGCAGAAGGAGUUGAGAUGCCUGGAGUGUAUGGGGACAAUAGUUCACUUGUGUAUCAGCACGGGUAUGGUUACACUCCAUAUGGCCCUUAUUCACCUGCUACUUCCCCAGUGCCAACUGUGGGACAUGAUGGUCAGUUAUAUAGUGCUCAACACUACCAGUAUCCUACACCAUAUUUCCAACCUUUGACGAGUGGUCCAUACCCUACUCCUGCUGCCCCUGCCAAAGGUGAGAUACCAAUAUCUGCUGCUGCUGCUGAUCAAGCAACUUUGACUGUGGAUUCUGCUAAUGCUAAUUCUAAUGGCAAUGCAAAUGCUGGGGGCAUAAAGGGAAAUAUUGGAUCGGCUCCUUUGAGGCCUGCAUAUCAGAACUCUUCCUUCAAUAUGAAUGGGUCAUAUGGCAGAGGUACCAUGCCUGGGGGCGUUGCUUCAGGGUAUCAGGAUCCAAGAUUUGCUUUUGAUGGGCUACAGUCUCCUCUACCAUGGCUAGAUACUACAUUUUCUGAUGGACAUUCUAGGGCCGUGAAUAGCAAUUCUUUUACUCCAUCAAACAGAAGUGGCAUUCCAUCUUCAAGGAACCAAAAUUCUCGUCAGAUGGGACUGCAACAUCCAAGGCCCUUGUCUGGUACCAACACAAACUACACAACUAAUGGAUAUAUGAAUAGAAUGUAUCCAAACAAUUACUACGGUCAGUAUGGUAACACCUUUGGAUCUGGCUUAGUGUAUGGAUCAAGUGGUUACAAUUCACGUACAAAUAAUCGUGGAUGGUUGGCUGCUGACAACAAGUUCAAACCUAGGGGCAGAGGGGGUGGUUACUAUGGUUUUGACAAUGAGAACUUGGAUGGUUUGAAUGAGUUGAACAGGGGGCCAAGAGCCAAAGGUUCCAAAAAUCAGAAGGGUUUUGCACCGGUUGCUCUGGCAGUUAAAGGGCAACAGAUUCCGUUGACUGCAACGAAUGAUAAUGAGAAAGAAAACUCUAGCCUGGUUCCAGAUAGAGAACAGUACAAUCGAUCAGAUUUUCCCGAGACUUACUCUGAUGCAAAGUUUUUCGUUAUCAAGUCUUACAGUGAGGAUGAUGUCCACAAAAGUGUCAAAUAUAAUGUGUGGUCCAGCACACCAAAUGGUAACAAGAAGCUUGACGAAGCUUAUAAGGAGGCUCAACUGAAGUCUUCUGGCUGCCCUGUUUUCCUUUUCUUCUCGGUAAAUACCAGUGGACAAUUUGUUGGUGUUGCUGAGAUGGUUGGUCCUGUUGAUUUCAACAAAAAGGUUGAAUAUUGGCAACAAGACAAGUGGAUUGGUUGUUUCCCUGUAAAGUGGCACAUUGUAAAGGAUGUCCCUAACAGCUUGUUGAAGCACAUUACUCUAGAAAACAAUGAGAACAAGCCUGUGACAAACAGCAGGGACACUCAAGAGGUUAAAUUGGAGCAGGGCCUACAAAUGAUCAAGAUAUUCAAGGACCACACAAGCAAGCAGUGUAUCCUUGAUGAUUUCGAGUUCUAUGAGGAUCGUCAGAAAAGAAUUCAGGACAAAAAGGCCAAGCAACAGCUGUUCCUGAAGCAGGCGACCGAGAUAAAAGCAGCUGAGGAGAAGAAGAAAGAAGCUACCAAUGGGGAACUCAAGUCUCAAAUACCAGCGGAAGUUGCCUGUGAAGCUAUCAAGAAAGCAACUCCUAUUGCUCAGAGUAAUGGGGAUAUCAAGCCGUCAGAGAGUGGUUCAGUUGCAAAUUCUGGGGAUCUUCCUAGCACUGCUAAAGUUACACCAUCAGAGAGUAAAUCCAUAGCAAAUGGGGUUGCAAAUGGUUCUUAGCUCCAUUUACUAAUGCUACAAGGGUUGACCGUGGUUCAUAGUUCGUUUAUGAAGAUCCUUAUACCCUUUUUGGUCACCCCGCUUAACCGGUCUAUGCUGCUUCUGGAAUACUUGGUUUAAACUGAUGUCCCUACUUGGGCACAUAUUUUAUCGCAGCAACUCAACCUUUCAUGAUACUGCAAGCAAUGGGAAAGACAUGAAACCCGGGUUUUCCUGAUGAUGGUUUUGCUUAGCUUCUAACAGGUGUUCGGUCAUAGGGUUUGGGUUUAGAGUUACUUUUUCUUUUUCUUUUUCUUUUGUUAUUUUUCUGGUUGCUGUUAUGUUCCAUUUUAUCUUUUCUGGA